AUGUUUGGUCCUGUUGCAUCGGACCUCGUCUUGCUGACCGAUCUAAAGACGACUGCACAAGGGACGAAGGUCCGUUUCCUGGGCUGUGUCGACGAGUAUGUGGUCCAGGCAGCAACCCUUCGACUGAAGCACAACUACCCCGCUGCGAGUACCGCUGCAGUUGCAAAUGUCGACGUGGUCCAUGUAUUAGAGCGCAUCAAGAGCCAUGAAAUGAACGUUGGCGCGUGGAUCAACGUGAUUGGUUACGUUGAACGGCGCAAAGAGAAGGGUAUUUUUGUGCAAGCCAUCGCUGUCUGGGACGCCGGAAAUGUCGAUUUGAGCGCAUACGAGAAAGCUGUCGAGGCCAAGAAAGCAGCUGGAUGA
Molecule: messenger RNA, 363 nt
Organism: Ascochyta rabiei
Lineage: Eukaryota; Fungi; Ascomycota; Dothideomycetes; Pleosporales; Didymellaceae
Exons: 2
Coding region: 1-363 (120 amino acids)
Biological process (GO): telomere capping
Cellular component (GO): CST complex
Molecular function (GO): single-stranded telomeric DNA binding
Source: RefSeq, a predicted model, not a curated record